ACCUUUCUGAGGUGAGCUGGAUCUGGCUGUUUAGGCUCCCCGCAGCUUUUGCUCUGUGUCAAGGCCAAGGAGAAGCAGCGUAAGUGUGCAGGACUUGGGUCUUGAUUAGGGAUUAUUGCACUGUUGGCCGUGGCUGGUGGGCAGGAGGAGAAGCUGAACUUGAUGCCUCCAUGGCUCAUUCCCAUCCUCUGCUGCUGACCCUGAAGGAAGCGUGUUCUGCAGCUGAGGCUCUGAAAUACUGGAGGACACCUCAUCUUCCUCAGGGACACGGGCAAGGGAGAGCUGGAGCCUCUGGGGGGCUCGGAAAGGAACUGCGGUUGGUGGUCGCCUGAGGAGCUUACCUUCACACCAAUGUUGCUCUGAAACAAGUUGCGUCCAACAUUCAGGUUUGGUAAGAUGCCUCAGGAACAGUACACGCACCGGAGCGCCAUGCAGACCUCGGAAGGACCCCAGGUAUACAAAGUGGGGAUUUAUGGCUGGAGGAAGAGAUGCCUCUAUUUCUUUGUGCUGCUCCUAAUGAUUUUAAUCCUGGUGAACCUUGCUAUGACCAUCUGGAUUCUGAAGGUUAUGAACUUCACAAUUGAUGGAAUGGGGAACCUGAGAAUCACGGAAAAGGGUCUGAAGCUUGAAGGAGAUUCAGAAUUCUUGAAACCUCUUUACGCCAAAGAAAUCCGGUCAAGACCAGGCAACCCACUGUACUUCCAGUCCGCCAGAAAUGUGACAGUGAACAUCCUCAAUGAGAAGACAAAAGUCCUCACUCGCCUUGUAACAGGUCCCCAAGCAGUGGAAGCACACAGCCAAAAAUUUGAGGUGAAAACCCUCUCUGGAAAAUUGCUGUUUUCUGCAGAUGACAACGAAGUGGUGGUUGGAGCAGAGAGACUGAGAGUUUUAGGAGCAGAAGGCACAGUGUUCCCUAAAUCUAUAGAAACUCCCAAUGUCAGGGCAGACCCCUUCAAGGAACUAAGGCUGGAGUCUCCCACGCGCGCGCUGGUGAUGGAGGCUCCGAAAGGCAUCGAGAUCAACGCCGAGGCCGGCAGCUUGAAAGCCACGUGCAGGACAGAGCUCAGGCUGGAAUCCAAAGAUGGAGAGAUAACGUUGAAUUCUGCAAAAAUCAAACUACCUAACUUGCCUCAAGGAUCUUCCUCUUCUGCAGGGUCCAGGCAAAAAAUCUACGAGCUCUGUGUGUGUCCCAAUGGGAGGUUAUUCCUGUCUCAGGCAGGCAGUAGCUCGACCUGCCAGAUAAAUACAAGCGUCUGCCUUUGAGAGACAAUUUGCAGUGGGGCAUCGCAGGCAGCACAAAAGCCAGUUCUGGUCUCACAGAUCUCAGCUGCCAACUAUUUUUACUAGAACACAGAAAGCCUAUCAAAGACUUUUUUUGUGUGUGCGCGCGCGUGUGUGUGAAUAUAUAUAUAAAAAUAUAUAUAUAAAAAAUAUAUAUAUCCUCUGUGUAAAAUGAUGUUUCAGUACAAGGAAUCCCAGGGUGACCCUGUUACAUUUGUGUAGCAUUUCUCUUUCCCCCACCAAAAUUUACUGGUACAAUCUGAUGAAUUGGAUCUGAUGCUCCCCUGGACCCUUCUGUAUUAAUGCAGUGUCAUGAUCACCCCUCGUUUUUGAUCAUGUUCUCAGAGCAAUGGGAUUGCUGGCUGGUCAAGACCCUGGAACCCAUGUAGACCCACCAACAUACAAAGGGAAGAGAAGCAUCUCUGAUUAUUUUUGCACCAUUAAAUCAGUGGCAUGGGAAAAAAAGUAAAUUAAAAACAAAACAACGAAAUAGCCAGAUGUGCUGUACUGAUCACCUGCAGUCAUCCAAGGUAUCCGAAGUUAAAAACACUCUUUAAUUAUCACCCAAAGCAUGGCUUCCUGUUGGGAGAGAUGGAUGCACUUGGCCAGUAGGAAAGUCCAGAUCUUGCUGGAAUAAUCCAUAUGAUUUUCUGAAGAGGUUCAACACUUGCCUGUGCAUGGCCAAGGAUGUCUUGUGCUAUUCAGAUGGGAUGCAUCAGCUCAAACACUGACAUAAAGUUCAUCCUUGUGCUAACAAAACUGCUGUUAUAUUUGGUCACUGGAAGAAAAAAAAUUGUGAAAGUUGGACUACACAGAAAAAUCCUGAACCUCCUCAUUUAACAGGUGUCCUGGAUGACCCUACACACGCUCCAUUAGCACCUUCAAUUCUGAACACAUCUGGCGCAAAGGUGUGAAGAUUUAAGAUUUGGACAUUGCCUAAAUACCUAUAGAAACAGAAAAAGUUACCUAUCCUACCCUUAGAAACUGAGAAAAUCAUACAAAUGAGGUGUAUAAUGCAGAUGCUAUGCCAGAAUUUUUUUCCAUCUUUCUUUUCAGGAUGUACAGUCCAAGGCCACUUAGAUUUGGUGGAGACUGCAAAUAUCAGAGAUGCUGACAAUGAAACAGACUUUUUUAGAGAAUUUAUAAAGAUUUUGACAAAGCCAGAUGACUAGAAAACAAGGGCUCUGGAUGCUGUUUCCUCUAGAAUUUGAUCCCCCAAAACUGUGAAUAUUUUCAUGUUUGCAUUUUUCGCUAUUUCAAAGUCUACGAGUCACUUACAGGCAGGAUAAAACAUGAAAUCUGAUCUGGUGACGUUCUUUCCACUGUUCAAAUUUCAGAAAAUAAUAAGAGCCCAGAUCAUUGAAUUCUGACCCAUAAUUGCAUCGACAAGCAUGUAAAAAUCUUUGAAAAACAAAUAUACUAAUUAUGGCGAGAGUUUCCAAGUUGCCGUAAAUCUCACGAGGACAGCAAGGUUUCUAAGACACUGAGAUGCUUUUGAAAUAUUACUUCAUGUGCAAAUAAGACAGAUCUGUGUCCAUACCUAGUGAUAUCUAACCAAAGCUGGUGUUCUUCAAGCAAUCUUCAGCAUAAAAUGCAGAUGACAGAAAUCUUUAGAAUUAAUUUAGCCCAUUCCUUUUUUAUAACUUUUCACAUAUUUUCUUGUGGUCUGGAGAGUACCAGGGUUUGAUUUAUUUAUUAUUUUUUAAAGAACAAUUCUGGCUUAACCCAAAACUGAUUGGACUCAAAGAGAAGAUUUCUAUGGAGUUUAGAUUAGAUAUGUUGUUGCCUAACAAAGCAGCACUCCCGUAAAAUUUACUCCCAAAAGAGGAUUGAAUAAUUUACUUUUAUCUUAGUAAUGCUUUCCAGUGAAUUAAUGAUUUCAAACUAUUUGUUAAUGAAUGAUUCCUGUAAUUAUUUUGUCUUGAGUCAACAUUUGAAUGCAAAGGGUCACCCAGGAUAACAAUUGUAUUGGGACACAGGACUAUACCAUCUCUGUUCAAAGAGGGGAAUUGUGCCUAUGCCUUAAGUCAAUGCACUCAGCAAGGAGAAGCACAUCAUAUUUAUCUUGUUAUUAAAACUAGUUUAUUUGGGGGGGAGGGACAGGAGGGUGUCUUGGGAACUGGUUGUGCAACUUAAAACAGAUACUGAUGAAAUACAUUAAGAUUGUAGGGGCACCUAGAAUGAUACAGACUUUUUUUUUUUUUUUUUUUUUUUUUUUACCAUGUUAAAUAUAGCAAAAUACUGUGUAUGUUACCUCUGGGACCACAACUGAAGUCCCAUUCAUAGUCCUACAUUUACUGUAGAAUUUUUUUCCCUGUUUCAUUCAUUACUGGUCACAAACCUCAUAGCAAGCAUGGCCCAAUUCAUAAACAAAUCCUAUGUGAGCAGUUGUGAAGACACGUGCUGCAGGAAGAGUUCCCUGUCCAGAAAAAAAGUAGCAUCGAUUUUCCCAUCCCUGAGGGUAUCCAUGCUGGUGAGGAAGGCAGGGCUGAGCACAGGGACUGACCCAGCAGGGAUGCUGCAUCCUGAUUUCUGUGCUCCAUUCCGGAGACACCACUGGCUCAGUCAUCAUCUCCAUGCACCCCCUGGCUGCUCUGAUGAGGCUUUACAUCCCAACAAAUGAAUUUUGAGUGACUGGUUUUCUCAGCUGGGGCUAUUGGAUGAGGUUAUCACUUUCUUGUAUCACAAAAGACAUGAAACUCCUAAGGACACUCAGCCAUCUAUUGUGGUACGAAUUUCUGCUGGGGAGUUGUUAGGAAAAGACCUGAACAUCAGUGCCAUCACUGCAGAUGCUUCUCUGAGGUGAACAAAGGGUACCUUAAUUGUGUCUACUCAAAGGAAUUCCAGUUGUUUCAAUAUAUUUUUAAAUCAUGUUUCCAUCUUAAAAAACGUAAAAUUAUAUUUUACAUUGGAAGAUGAGGAGUUGUUGCUAGAAAGAUUGAACCCCUGUAGAGACUUGUAGAUCAUUUGAACCCUCAUUGAAUGAGUGAAUCAUUUGAGUUUUAGGACUGUGGUUUGGGUGAUGCUGCCUGUGCUUGGG
Empidonax traillii (willow flycatcher) is the source of this 4321-nucleotide messenger RNA. RefSeq names its product sarcoglycan delta (gene SGCD). Lineage: Eukaryota; Metazoa; Chordata; Aves; Passeriformes; Tyrannidae. The record is from RefSeq and is a predicted model, not a curated record. Bases 397 to 1263 code for a protein of 288 amino acids. Gene Ontology annotation, biological process: cardiac muscle tissue development; heart contraction. The transcript has 9 exons. Gene Ontology annotation, cellular component: sarcoglycan complex; sarcolemma.